Capsicum annuum is the source of this 1739-nucleotide messenger RNA. RefSeq names its product ribulose-1,5 bisphosphate carboxylase/oxygenase large subunit N-methyltransferase, chloroplastic. The transcript is spliced from 6 exons. The coding region runs from base 44 to 1486 and encodes 480 amino acids. NCBI's taxonomy places the organism in Eukaryota, Viridiplantae, Streptophyta, Magnoliopsida, Solanales, Solanaceae. Gene Ontology annotation, biological process: peptidyl-lysine monomethylation. The record is from RefSeq and is a predicted model, not a curated record. Gene Ontology annotation, cellular component: chloroplast. Gene Ontology annotation, molecular function: [ribulose-bisphosphate carboxylase]-lysine N-methyltransferase activity; protein binding; protein-lysine N-methyltransferase activity.
AACCUUAAAAGCCAGUGUGUCUCAAUGAAACCAAACCAAGAAAAUGGCUUCUGUUUUCUCUUUACACCCUUCAACUUUCCUAUCUCCACUCAAAACAACAAAACUAAGAACAAAGUUUCAAACUUUACACAGUUCCCAAAAACCAUUCUUGAUAAGUUCACUCAAGUUUAAACAACUUGACCCAAAAAUCCCACGACAAGUCCAAACAUUCUGGAACUGGCUAUGCGAUGAAGGGGUUGUAUCAAUAAAGACACCUGUAAAGCCAGCUAUUGUACCGGAAGGUUUAGGAUUAGUUGCUAAGAAGGAUAUAGCUAAAGGGGAGACAGUUUUAGGAGUGCCUAGAAGGCUAUGGAUUAAUACAGAUACAGUUGCAAAAUCUGAAAUUGGGAAUUUGUGUACUGGAUUAGAACCUUGGAUAUCUAUUGCUCUUUUCUUGAUUAGAGAGAAAUGGAAAGAUGAUUCUAAGUGGAAAUAUUUCAUUGAUGUUCUUCCUGAGUCUACUGAUUCCACUAUCUAUUGGUCUGAAGAGGAGCUCUCUGAGAUUCAAGGAACUCAACUUUUAAGCACAACGUUGAGUGUGAAAGAUUACGUGCAAAAUGAAUUUCAAAAAGUUGAAGACGAAGUCAUACUUGGUAACAAGCAGCUUUUCCCUUUUCGUAUAACCUUGGAUGAUUUCUUCUGGGCAUUUGGAAUACUCAGAUCAAGGGCAUUUUCCCGCGCUGGGAUUCAAAAUCUAAUGCUGGUCCCCUUUGCUGACCUGGCAAACCACAGUGCCAAAGUGACCACAGAAGAUCAUAUACAUGAAGUUGAUGGACCAGCAGGUCUGUUCUCCUGGGAUUUGUUACUUUCUUUUCAAAGUCCAUUGAAAUUGAAGGCUGGCGACCAGUUUCUCAUCCAAUAUGGCUUGAAAAAAAGCAAUGCUGAUAUGGCUAUUGGCUAUGGCUUCAUCGAACCAGGCUCAGCUCGUGAUACAUUUACUUUAACGUUGGAAAUAUCCAAGCAUGACGAUUUUUACAAGGACAAGCUGGAUAUAGCAGAGUCAAAUGGCCUAGGAGAAACUUCUGACUUUGAUAUAAAACUUGGACAAUCUCUCCCUCCCGCUUUGUUUCCAUAUUUAAGGCUGGUUGCCCUUGGUGGAACUGAUGCUUCCCUACUAGAAUCAUUUUCCAGAAAGGCUGUUUGGGAUCAUCUCGAGUUACCUGUCAGCAGAGCAAAUGAAGAACUCAUAUGUAAAAUCGUACGAGAUGCAUGUAAAUCUGCACUUUCUGGCUAUCACACCACAACUGAAGAGGAUGCGAAACUGAUGAAGGAAGGUAACCUCAGUUCAAGGCUUCAGAUAGCAGUAGGGGUAAGGGCAGGGGAGAAGGUGGUUUUACAACAAAUUGACAAUAUCUUCAGAGAAAGAGAAUGGAAACUAGAUGAAUUAGAAUACCACCAAGAAAAGAGACUUAAAGAUCUUGAUCAAGCCAAAGUAAGAAACUCUUAGCUGACCUCAUGAUCAGGCUAGCUAGUUGUUACGGUUGCAACUUCAGAGGCGGAUUCAGAAUCCAGAAUUUUAAAUAACUGGAUUCACAAUUAAGUACUUAUUGAUAUUUAGGAUUAAAUACAUACAUAGGAUUUGAGGAAAAGCUACUGAAUUCCCGUGAACAUGCAUAUACAAAUCUAGAUCCACUACUGGGAUCAGAGGUUUCUUUUACUCUUAUCUGAUUUAUAAAUAAUGAAAGAACAGCUUUACAUUA